Molecule: messenger RNA, 5222 nt
Organism: Anolis sagrei ordinatus
Lineage: Eukaryota; Metazoa; Chordata; Lepidosauria; Squamata; Anolidae
Gene: PPP1R3A
Product: protein phosphatase 1 regulatory subunit 3A
Biological process (GO): regulation of glycogen biosynthetic process
Cellular component (GO): protein phosphatase type 1 complex
Molecular function (GO): glycogen binding; protein phosphatase 1 binding
Source: RefSeq, a predicted model, not a curated record
GUCUCUUUCGAUUUAUAUCAGAGAACCCAAUGGAGUCUUUUGAAGAACCUGGUCAUGUUAGUAAGGAGAACUUAUUAGAAGUUCCUUCUUUAAAUGAUUCUCCCUCAGAAGAUGAAGAUGUUAAAUCUACACAUCAACACCGCUUCUCCCCAAGUCCCCGCAGGCGGAAUUCAGAUUCUUCUGAAGAAAUGGAGGCAGAAGCCCCCGCUAUCAUUGCAAGAAAAGUUUCAUUUGCUGAUGCAUUUGGUUUUGACCUCGUAUCUGUUAAGGAGUUUGAUACCUGGGAAGUUCCAAUUUCAGCACCAGAUGAUGACUUAGAAGAUGAAGAUGUGCCGGUGGAGGAAUUCUAUUUAACUCCACUGUUUACUCCACCUACCACACAAGAUGAACUUUUGCAAAAAGUGCGAGCACAGAAAGUAUGGCUAGAGUCUGUAGAGUUUCUACCAGGGAUAACAUGUAUGAAGGGCACGAUUCGUGUUCUGAAUGUAUCCUUUGAAAAGCUGGUCUACGUUCGAAUGUCUCUGGAUAAUUGGCUGACUUAUUAUGACAUCUUAGGAGACUAUGUGCCUAAUUCUUGUGAUGGUGAAACUGACCAGUUCUUGUUCAAGAUUUCAUUGGUUCCUCCAUAUCAGAGAGAUGGUGCAAAGAUUGAAUUCUGUAUACGUUAUGAGACAUCAGCAGGAAUAUUUUGGUCAAAUAAUGACAACAAGAAUUAUAUUUUGACCUGCCACAAAAAGGAAAGCACAUCAGCACCAACUCCAUCAUCACCACUGGAGAAUUAUCCACUCCAGGAAGAAGUUACAGAUAAAUAUAUCAAAGGCUGCUUAAAGACAACACCAAACAGUAAAGAAGAAAUGUUAACAACCGAUGGCGAAGACACAUGGAAAAAUUCCAGGACUUCAGAGCCAGACAUCCCCCAAAUCCUUUAUUCACAUGUGGAUGAUAGUGAAAUUAAACAAAGGAAAGAAAAUGUAGUUGAACAUGUGGAACAAACUGAAGAUGAUAACGAAAAUGAAAAAGAAUUAGAACUACUGCUAGGUGGGGACUUCAGUAGAACGAGUGGGUCUUCCAGGAACGAAAGAAGUUUGUAUACAACUGAGCCAGUUAGAUUUCAAAAUAAACCACAAGAACUGGGGAAAAAACUAGACUCUGGUUUGCUUAAGCAACCUUUGCCUAUAAGCUCUUCAUCAGAACAUGGUCCACAAGACAAAGAACUGUACAGUAAACAAAGAUAUUCAACAGAAAAUUAUUACACUCAAUUAUCACCAGAAAAAUGUACAGGAUUAGACUCAGCAAUCAGUACUGUACAAUCUUCAGAAUCAUUUAGCAUCUGUGAAACAUCACUACAGGAUUGGUCUGGAACAAAGGAAAAGGAGCUUCUCCAUAUUACAGAGGCUUUCUUAGGCAAAUGUGAAGAUGUUCAAAAAGAUGAAUCUGACAAUGUUCCAGGAAGUCAAACAACAGAAAGAUUGUUUAUCGGUGAUGAUGAUUAUGAUGACCAUAAAAAAGUAUGGGAGACAAGACCCAAAGCAAUUCCAUUUGAAAACAAUGAAGGAAACCAAUUAAAAGGGAAAUUUUUGGAAGAACUGGAUGACAAUCUCAAACCAUUUGGAGAACAACACAUCCAAGAAACUUUUCCCCAAACUCUUGAAUCAGGUUUAGAAGGCAUUCUCAAACAUGAACCUCAAGGGAAGAUGUUUGAAAGCAAAAACCAAGUUCAUGGAAGUGGCGAGUUAAAUACCAAUACCUUAGCUGACAUGAAUGUUACAGAAUGUUCCUUACAAAGAGCGCAUACAGAUGAUGAGAAUGUAGAAGAAAAAUAUAAGACUGAAUGUAUCAUUGACAAAGGAAAGGAAAUCAAGUUGAGCAUUUUAGAACAAUUUCCAGAAGCAAAACUAGGUGAUUCUUCCACCAUGCAUAUAAAACAUGUUGCACCAGACAUAGAUAAGCUAUCCAAAGGAGAAGCAAAGAUGACUUUUAGUGUGCUAGAAGAAGGAAAAGAGGGGGAAAUUCAUGAAUCAGUAGAGCCAGUGCCUCGAAAUGAUGGAGGGAACCUAAGCAUAAGUAACAAAGAAAAAGAAAUAAUAAGUUCUGUUGUGGGUGAAUUAUGUCAGGAAAGAACAGAAAGUAAGUAUCUAGAGGACAUUCAGAAUUCAAGCAAGUUCUGCAUCAGUUGUCCAGAUUUUGUAACACCAAUGGAAGAACAAGCCGCUACACAUCCUGCUUCAAUAAACAUAGAGGAUGUGUUUGAUAGUGGAGAGCAUUUAGGAAAGGAAAAAUACAAUAAGAGCCAUGACCCAGCAAACAGAAACAUUUGGGAGACUAAGCCCUCCCAAAGUGAACCUGACAGAGUUAUUACUGAUGAUCAGAGAAGUCAGAUCAACUGGGGGAAUCCAAGUUCUAGUGGUUUAGAAAGUCAACUGUCAGAAAGAGAAAGUGAAGCAAAUAAAAGAGUGCAGAUGAAAGAGCAAACAGGGGGUGAAGCCAUGUGGGGAAUAAGAGAUACUACACAAUGUUUGAAUGUAACUCCCACAGAUGAACUGUUUACCUGCCAAGACCCAGUGAGACAUGAAGAGACUUCAGUAGCUGAGCAUGAUAGUACAGGCGAAGCAGAGGCAGUUACAGCUGCUUAUAUAAUUAAAACAAGAUCAGAAAGUACUCCAGAAAAAAUGUCUGCUAGUGAAAAAGCAGUAAUUGUUCCGCUACCUCAAGAGACUGUACUAAGUGACAGGCCCACAGAGGAGAGGGAAACAGUGUUUGAUAUACAUGAAGGGAGAAAUGAUGGUUCACAUUAUCCUCUUUGUCAAUGCAAUACAGUGGGUGUAUUAUAUGACACCAAAUUUGAAAAGGAGCCCGUUUCAGAUAUUUAUAAUGCAUACGUACAUGAAACGGUGCAUGGAGAAAUGAUUUCAGUGUGUGGUACAAACGAAACGCUCACUAGAGCAGAACAGAACACUGAAAAUGAUUCCUCAUCAGGUAAAAUAUUAUGGACUUCUUUCACAGAAGGCAAAGCCAUUUGUGGACAGGAUUUAUCUGUGGAAAUGUCUCCAAGUGCUUCACAACAUCCUCUACAGGGCAUAUACAAUGAAGAGCCUGAAGAGGGAAACAUCUGGAGAACUUUCUCCCAUGUUGGUUCCAAAAGUGAAGAGAAAAUAUCUCCUGCUGAUAUAAGUAUUGUGGGAAGCUUCUAUGAAAGUUCCUCAGUUACAUCUUCUGAAGGAUCUCUGGCAACUCAUGCUGCUGAAGGAGAGAAAGUGCUGCAACCAUGCACAGAUGAUCUAAAUAUUUCCUUGGAGUGCAAACCCCCUUCUGAUGAUAACGUAGAAAGAAGCACAGAAGCUCAGUUUCCCUUUCAGCCACCAUGCAACCAGGAAAAUCUGCUAGGGCCAACCAUUUUAAUUAGUGAACCCACUGAAGAAAGAGAAGAGACAAGCUCAGAAUCGGAAGGUAUAUUGCCUGAAGAUAUUAAACAGCAAACCGAAAGCCCUGUCUUUGAUCAUGGAGUGAUUUCUGGCCAGCAAAGUGAAGCUUCUAGUUUGCUGUUGGAAUCUUUAAUUUUAAAACAUAUUGGCUACAAAAUACUUUAUUUCCUCCUGUUUGUUGUGUUUUGUGUAACUUUGUACCACUAUGAUUUCAUAGUUUGCUUUGCCCUCUACUUAUUUUCCCUGUAUUGGCUAUACUGUGAGGGUGGCAAAAACAAAGAAUCUGUGAAGAAGGAGUAGUUCUCCAAUACCUACAUAAUAUUCUUAAUAUGUAAUAUCAAUUGGUUCCCCCAUGGCAGCAGUGCUCAUCUUUAGAACCAAUACACCCCCCUCCCUGGAAACAUUGCUUACAAGGAAUGUACGUGAAGUUUUCUCCUUCAUAUAAGUAAUUAUUCUACAUAGGACCAUUAAGGACCUCAUUACACUUACCAAUUUAAGUGUCCUAGGAUGCUUGCCAGCCAGUUAAGGGACGGAUGGGCACAUAGCCCAUCACACAACUUUCAGCAGAGGCCCCACCCCCCGUUGGUGUGGAAGCAUCCUAGGACAUUUCCCUAUCAACAUGGGAAGGCUGUUUGGGCGAUGCUUCCCUUUUGCGAUGGGGGAAGUGGUGCCACGCCAGAGCAGAAUACGGGGCUAUAGAGUCACCCCAUGCAACUACUGUUUGCCACACUUGCUGGCAAAAUGGCAUGGGGAAGAGGGGCACAUGUAAUAAGGUCCUAAGUUUGGAUCAUUAAAUGCCUAUAUCAAUAGGAGUUCUGGAGCAUAUCAAGUUAAAAUUAAAUGCAGCUGCUACUCCUUAUUGGGUUAUGAAGAUGUGAAGCUCCCGUCUCUUCCGAUUUUAUUACAUCUACUUGUGUCAUCAUAUAGCUUCACUUUCUGAGUUUUCUUUUUUUUUUAAUAAAAUGAUUUUGUAUAGCUAGUACAUAAAAAGGGAAUGGCAUUAUGACUAACUCAGUAAUAGGGCAUGUUCAGUCAGGAUUUCCUGCACUGUAUAUUUGUCAGGUUAGCACAAAUGGAAGGAGUAAAAGUAUUGCACUAGCACUCAAAUCAUGUAAAGUGUUCAUUUACCAUUCCUUUGUGUGGACAAUGCCACCUAUGCCCAUCCCACCACUGUCCUAUUCUGUCAGGUGGACAAAUGAGAAUUUUUCAUUGAGUGGGCAGGAAUCUGUGUCACUGAAUUGGAGCUCUGCUCUCCAUUCAAACUAUACUAUGUGCAUAUGCCAUAUUAAUAUUGACCAUGGCCACAACCCACAGGGAGGUUGUCCUAUGCAUGCACCAAUUAAAUGAAUGGGAGUCAUGAAAGAACAUAUGGAUUAUGCCCCAUGUCUUGAAUGAUCUAGUAUGAUUAACAUGCCUAGAUACAUAGGAGAAAUCACUUUGUGGUUAAAUAAACUGCUGUUUUUCCAAUAUAACGAGUUAUGUCAGUAAUAUUACUCUUAGCAGUCAAUGUAGCAAUUAUGAUGUAUGUGUUUUAAAUCAAAAGACUAAGCAGAACAAUCAGGCUCUCAUUCACACCAGAGAACAAAUGGAUUGAUAUAGUCCAGAGGAUACAGAUUGGUUGUCUUCAGAUAAUGUUUAUAUUUUUGUAAAUGUUUAACACUAGGGAAGAAUUUCGCUGAAGUUUAGUGUCUUUUUUCCAAGUUGGACUUUAUGAAUUAUAUUGUUUUGAUCAUGUUGUUUAAGAAAGGCAAGCUCAGUGAGCCUUGAAUAACAGUAAUAAAGAAAGUUUGAAUGAUUUGA